AGUGACUUGGGUGUGCGGGCCCUUUAAACGUUAAGGAAGGAAGUGUCCGUAGUGGUGAAUGAGCAGUCAGUGCUGUGAUGGCGGACUACACGGAGGUGAAGGUGCGCGGCUACGAGGACUACUGCAGAGAGGCGGAGAAGCACAAGGGGAGGCCGCUGUUCGCUCUGUUCUGUGGGGACAAGGACGAGCAGGGGCUGAGCUGGUGCCCGGACUGUGUGACAGCUGAGCCGGUCGUGCGCAAGGAACUGACACAUCUUCCUGAAGGGUCUGUAUUUAUAUACUGCCAAGUUGGAGAGAGACCUUACUGGAAAGACCCAAACAAUGAAUUCAAAAGAAUUUUAAAGCUGAAGGGGGUCCCCACUCUUCUGAAGCCACAGAAACUCACAGAAGAGGAGUGCCUUAAGUGUGAUCUGGUCCAGAUGCUCUUCUCCGAAGAUUAACCAUCCUUGGACGGUGCCUUUUACAUUUACUCUCCACUUACACUUGAAGAUCAGAGGCAGAAGGAGGUUGACGAGUGUUCAUCCAAAUCUCCCAUUGUUCAGAAUGAAGAGGGACAAUGGCGUUUUCACAUUCCUAAACUGGUCAUAUUUCAGGCCUGUAGGUCUAAAAUGAUCUCCUCAAAUUCAAUUAAACUGGUUUCUAGUGAUGGCUGCCUGGUUUUCACUCCUGAUUUGAGCACCUUAAGGGUCCAUUCACACGCCCGUGAAUGUGUCCGCACCCGUUCCUCAAAUUGCGGACCCAUUCAUUCUCUAUGGGGUAAGAAUGGAUGCAGACAGCACACUGUGUGCUGCCUGCAUCCGAACCUCCGGUCCG
Molecule: messenger RNA, 813 nt
Organism: Bufo gargarizans (Asiatic toad)
Lineage: Eukaryota; Metazoa; Chordata; Amphibia; Anura; Bufonidae
Product: thioredoxin domain-containing protein 17-like
Exons: 4
Coding region: 78-440 (120 amino acids)
Cellular component (GO): cytosol
Molecular function (GO): protein-disulfide reductase [NAD(P)H] activity
Source: RefSeq, a predicted model, not a curated record